Molecule: messenger RNA, 3798 nt
Organism: Lolium rigidum
Lineage: Eukaryota; Viridiplantae; Streptophyta; Magnoliopsida; Poales; Poaceae
Product: disease resistance protein Pik-2-like
Exons: 4
Coding region: 31-3798 (1255 amino acids)
Biological process (GO): defense response to other organism
Molecular function (GO): ADP binding
Source: RefSeq, a predicted model, not a curated record
CAGCACAAAUCACAGCGAUAAAGGAGAGCCAUGGAGGCGACGGCAGUAAGCGUGGGCAAGUCCGUGCUUAAUGGUGCGCUGGGCUACGCCGGGUCCAAGGCGGCUGAGGAGAUUGCGCUGCAGUUCGGCGUCCAGGGCGACGUGGACUUCAUCACGGACGAGCUGCAGAUGAUGCAGUCGUUCCUGGAGAUGGCUGAUGAGGACAAUGGUCACAACAAGGUGUUCAUGGCCUGGGUGAAGCAGAUCCGCGACCUGGCCUACAAAGUGGAGGACAGCCUCAUGGAUUUUGGCCUCCACUCGGAGAAGAAACCGUUCUGGGGGUGCAUCCCCCGCAGCUUAUCUGACAGACGCCGAAUUGCCAAAGAGGUGAAGGAGUUGAGAGCCAAGGUGGAGGACGUGAGCAACAGGAACCUGCGCUACCGCCUCGUCAAGGACCACAAUGAUAGCGCUGGCUCCAAGCAUACUGCGGCCGAGAAUCAGGCCGCCAUUGCUAGUGCAGCAAUGUUUUCCAUCAACGAAGAAACACUUGCCACCCCGAAGCAGGAUAAAUCAGACGUGGAUCUCCACUCGCUGGUCACUAGCGACGAAGAGGAUCUUAGGGUGAUCGCCAUGUGGGGAACAAACGGUGAUCAUGGGAAGACGUCCGCCAUCCAACAGGUUUAUACAAAGGUACAAAAGAAGUUUGGAUUUUGUGCUUGGGUUAGGUUGAUGCAUCCUUUCAAUCCACAAGAGUUCCUCUGGAGCUUGGUGAGGCAAUUCUAUGAAAAAUCACAUGAUCAGGUUGGAAAGCAAGAAAGCAGAACAAGUGUCGGGGCUAAUAUAUCUGCAAUCAUGGAGAAGAUGAAUCAAAGUGACUUAACCCGUGUGUUCAAUGAACAAAUGUGUAGCAAUAGGUACCUGAUUGUGAUAAAUGACCUAUCCACAAUAGAAGAAUGGCAUUGCAUUCAAAUGUACUUUCCCAACAACAAGAAACAAAGUAGAAUCAUUGUUUCGACGCAGAAUGUUGAAAUUGCAAGCUUGUGCAGCGAGCAACCGUACCAGGUGUCGGAGCUCAGGCAGUUGUCAUCUGAUCAAACAAUUUAUCUUUUCCACAAGAAGAAUACGGAAGAGAACAUCAUGACAAGUUCUAGUAUGGUGAUGUUUGCUACCAAGGAAGCAAGCCUUACCGACAAUGAAGCGAAACUGAAGGCUGUGCAUGCAUCAACGCCCACAGGCGAAAUACAUCAGGAAGAUGAAGGACACAAGACUGCAGGUGAAGACAAAGUAUUUAAACCAAUUUCUACAAAGAAAUUCGAUCGUAGCAGGACACUGGCACUGUUUGACGGAGUGCUCACUGGACGAGAAACGGAGAAGUCUAUUGUUACAAAAUUAGUUGGUCAACCGGACAUCAACCAAAGCUGUAAGGUAAUCUCAGUUUGGGGAAUGGGCGGUCUGGGAAAAACCACUCUUGUCCGAAGCGUGUACCGAAGCCAAGAGCUUGCUGCCUGGAAGCAUGCAUGGGUCACUGCACUGCGUCCUUUUAACCCUGAAAUACUCCUUAGAUAUUUGGCUUUGCAGCUUGAGGAAAGUAUUCUAGAAGAUACUCCUGGAGCAACAUCAAAUAGAAUGCCAAAGAAGAACACCAUUGUGGCUGGGCAGCAGAAAAAGAAGAGCAUAGCACUGAUGAAUAGUAAAGAGUUGAAGGUGGAGUUAGACCGGCUACUGAAAACACAAAACUGUCUUGUCGUUCUUGAUGAUAUAUCAUCCACUUCUGAAUGGGAUUUGGUCAAAGGUUGUUUGAAUAAUGCUGGAAUGAUCAUAAUCACCACAAGAGAAAAAAAUAUUGCCCAACAUUGUUCAAGAGAUUACAGGAACAUGUUCAGUCUCGAAGGUCUUACAGAUAAUGAUGCACUUGACCUCUUCACAAAGAAGGUAUUGAAAGACAACACUGAACAAAUUUAUUUUGUCCCUGCAAUGAUGGAGCAAGCAAAGAUUAUCCUAAAGAAGUGUGGUGGACUGCCCCUUGCAAUAUCAACCAUAGGUGGAUUUCUAGCAACUAAGCCAAAAACUGCUAUUGAAUGGAGAACGAUGAAUGAUCGUAUCAGUGCUGAACUAGAGAUCAAUCCUGAACUUAGGACAAUAAAGACAGUUCUUAUGAGGAGCUACGAUGGCUUGCCAUAUUAUCUCAAGUCUGUUUUCCUGUACCUAUCAAUAUUUCAAGAAGAUCAAGUAAUUAGUUUGGAUCGUCUGGUGAGGAGGUGGAUUGCAGAGGGAUACUCACGAGAUAUUCAUGGCAUUACUGCCGAGCAACUCGGUCGUAGGUACUUUGAAGAGCUUUUGGAUAGGAGUAUGAUCCUGCCACGGGAAGAUGUAAAUGAUUACAAUGGAAAAAUUAAUUCUUGCCAACUUCAUGAUAUCAUCCGGGAAAUAUGCAUCUCAAAGGCAAGAGAGGAAAACCUUGUCUUCAAACUGGAGGAUGGGUGUUGUUUGAGUAGCACACAAGGUCCAAUACGCCAUCUUGUCAUAGGCAGCAACUGGAAAAGGGAUGGAGAUGCAUUGCCAGGUGUGCUGGACUUGUCUCACCUACGGUCAUUGACCGUGUUUGGAGACUGGAGACCAUUUUUCAUCUCCGAGAACAUGAGGUUCCUCCGAGUGCUCGAUUUGGAAGACACAAUAGGGUUGAGAGAUCACCAUCUUGACCGUGUCGGACAACUCCAUCACCUCAAGUACCUUUCUCUUCGAGGAUGUUGGAAUAUUUACUGUUUGCCUAAUUCUGUGGGGAAUUUGCGGCACCUGCAAACACUUGAUGUUAGAGGUACACAAAUAUUUGAGUUGCCAAGAACAAUCACCAAUCUUGGGAUGCUACGGAACCUUCGUGUAUCGAUAGGACACACUAAUGUCAAGGGAGAGCAGGACAUAGAAGUUUCGUAUGAUGAGUACGUUCAUGAUAUUGUCCCCUCCUUGGUUGACUCAUGUUGCCUUUGGAUGACUACGGUUCCUGUUUUAUUGAGACCACAAAUUGUAGCUGGCGGUUUGAACAGGCGCGAUGUACUCAAUCUGUUUCGCUAUGAGCUUUAUGACAACAAGCUGUGUGGUGCUAAAGUUCCUAGAGGAAUUGGUCAGCUGAAGGCCCUGCACAAACUAGAUGGUGCCUAUGUUGAGGGGAAUGCCACCGUAAAAGAGUUUAGAGAGCUUAAUGAAUUGCGUAAGCUUGGAGUGGUUGGUAUCAACAGCAAAAACAGCAUGGAGUUCUGGUCUGCCAUUGCUGGUCACUACCAUCUUCGAUCUCUUUCAGUGAGAAGACAUUCAUGGUACAAUGAGUUAGAUGGUUGUCUGGGUGAGGGUUUGUUGCCACCAAGCUGGCUUGAGAGCCUCAAGCUGUACGGCAAGCUAGUCAGGGUAAUGGAUUGGAUCCAUCAGCUUCGGAAUCUCUGCAAGUUGGUGCUUAAGAAUAGCAGUUUGAAGCAAGAUGAUGCCAUACGAGCCCUUGGGAUGCUACCAAAUCUUGCAGUUCUACGCCUGAAGGAGGAUUCAUUCUUGGGGGAACAGCUCCAUUUCCAAAACUCGGCUUUCCCGAGUCUCGUGGUGUUGGAGCUUUUUUCCUUGGACCUUGAAUCGGUGCUGUUUGAAGAAGACGCAAUGCCUAGGCUCGAGCUGCUACAAGUUGGUUUUUGCCACGAGCUGAAGAAAAUCUCCGGGCUAUCAGUUCUCACAAGCCUCAAGGAAAUUAGGCUGGGUUAUUAUACGGAAUCAUUGAAGCCAGAGAUCCUGAGGCAGCUAGGGGAGCGUCAGAAGCACGUCAUGGUGAAAGAUGUAUGA